Messenger RNA from Pestalotiopsis fici W106-1, 1467 nucleotides. RefSeq lists its product as uncharacterized. Lineage: Eukaryota; Fungi; Ascomycota; Sordariomycetes; Amphisphaeriales; Sporocadaceae. Gene Ontology annotation, cellular component: membrane. The record is from RefSeq and is a predicted model, not a curated record. The coding region runs from base 1 to 1467 and encodes 488 amino acids. Gene Ontology annotation, biological process: transmembrane transport. The transcript is spliced from 6 exons. Gene Ontology annotation, molecular function: transmembrane transporter activity.
AUGUCUGUCCAGCCACGGAAGAGGUGGUGGCAUGUGCAGUGGUACUCUGACUUGGACACAAAGGAGGAAAGAAAGCUCAUUCUCAAGCUUGAUUUACUCUUUGUCCCAUAUGCAGUAUUGUCGUACUGGGUAAAAUAUGUUGACCAGGCCAACUUGAACAAUGCCUAUGUUGCUGGCAUGAAAGAGGACUUGGGGUUCUUUGGAAACCAGCUGGUCCAAUUACAGACGUUUUACGUCGUCGGAGCUGUUGUCGGCCAACUCCCCUUCUUGUGGCUCUUUACUCAUGUGCCCAUGUACUGGCUGAUUCCAAUCAUGGACGUGGCCUGGGGCAUUUUUACACUCCUUCAGUACCGGGCACACUCCUUUGCCGAGUUGGCCGCUUACCGCUUUCUGGUCGGAUGGUUCGAGGCGGCAUUCUUUCCAGCUAUCCAUUAUGUGUUUGGGUCCUGGUACCGUGGCGAUGAGAUUGCCCGUCGAGGUGGCGUCUUCUACAUUGGUCUCUCCUUGGGCACACUGACGGCCGGUCUCAUCCAAGCUGGCGCCUCUGCGCGACUUGAUGGUGUCAAUGGACUGGCAGGCUGGAGAUGGAUGUACAUAAUCUGCGCCAUCAUCACCAUUCCCAUAGGUUUGCUGGGAUACUUUCUCAUUCCUGGCACUCCUCAGCAGCCGAAUCGCUGGGUGCUCAAGCAGCAUGAUAUUGACCUCAGCAUCGAGCGGCUGAAGCGGGCGGGCCAUAGUGCACGCGGCGCCGUCACGCUCGCGACGGUGAAAAAGGUCCUGCUGAGUCCACACUUUUGGGCCAUCAUUGGUGUCGACGUUCUCUUCUGGAAUGCAGGCAUUCACACUUCUGCCGGCGCCUUUUUGCUAUGGAUCAAGAGCCUUGGCCGGUAUUCCACUGCCCACGUCAAUGAGCUAGGCACUAUCGCUCCAGCUUUGGGCAUCUUUUACACCUUGUUCAUCUGCUUCUCCUCAGAUUUGUUCCUGGGUCCGGCGUGGGCCAUUACUCUGUCCACGGCCUGGAACGCCCUGGGCUUGCUCAUCCUCGUCAUCUGGGACGUGCCCGAGGCGGCCAAGUGGUUUGCCUUUUCCACCAUUUACGCCUCGGUCGCCCUGUCGAGCGUCCUGCACGGCUGGGUCAAUACGCAGCUCCGGGGCUCCCCGGCCGAGCGCUCCUUUACCCUGGUCCUCAUGAAUGCCAUUUCCCAGUCCACCACGGCGUGGACGCCUUUGCUCGUUUUUCCCACGGUCGAGGCUCCACGUUAUCUCAAGGGUUUUGCGUUUUGUUUUGCUUGCGCCAUUGUCUUGAUCCCAGCCACGCAUGCGCUCAAGGCCUAUGUCAAGCGAAAGGAAGCCAAAUCCAACGACUCGAUUUCCACACUGUCUGAGGAGCCUCAUGAGCCUCAUGCAGAUGAUGGUGCAAGUAAGACGGCGGUGCAGACCACGCGAGCUGGUGGUACAAGCGAAUAG